This is a messenger RNA of Helianthus annuus (common sunflower), 1883 nucleotides long. RefSeq names its product laccase-4. Bases 34 to 1728 code for a protein of 564 amino acids. Gene Ontology annotation, biological process: lignin catabolic process. The transcript has 6 exons. Gene Ontology annotation, cellular component: apoplast. Gene Ontology annotation, molecular function: copper ion binding; hydroquinone:oxygen oxidoreductase activity. Lineage: Eukaryota; Viridiplantae; Streptophyta; Magnoliopsida; Asterales; Asteraceae. The record is from RefSeq and is a predicted model, not a curated record.
UCACAGCAACUAAUUACUCCACAAUCAACAUCAAUGGCGACUAAUUCGAGCUUUAAUGGCGGUUGGGUUCGAGUUUUAAUGAUGGUCGGGUUCAUGUUCUUGCCACUGUUGGUUGAUGGCAGCGUUCGUCGCUACAACUUCAAUGUUGUAAUGAAACAAGAGAAUCGAUUGUGCUCAUCGAAGCCCAUAGUGACGGUUAACAGUCAGUUCCCUGGCCCGACACUCCACGCUAGAGAAGGCGACACUGUGCUCGUGAGAGUUGUCAACAAAGUCAAGUACAACGUCUCGAUCCAUUGGCAUGGGAUACGCCAACUACGAACCGGAUGGGCGGACGGGCCCGCAUACAUAACACAGUGCCCGAUUCAACCAGGAAAUAACUACGUUUAUAACUUCACAAUCACGGGUCAACGAGGAACCCUUUUCUGGCAUGCACAUGUUCUAUGGCUUAGGGCUACGGUUCAUGGUGCUAUCGUCAUUUUGCCUAAACUUGGAGUUCCAUAUCCUUUCCCCAAACCAGAUGUUGAACAAGUCGUCGUCUUAGGCGAAUGGUGGAAGUCAGACACUGAAAAAGUGAUUAAUGACGCUUUAAAAUCGGGUUUGGCCCCAAAUGUAUCAGAUGCACAUACUAUAAACGGCCAUCCAGGAGCUGUCACGGGUUGUCAAUCACAAGGUGGAUUUCAAUUAAGCGUAGAAAAUGGAAAAUCAUACAUGCUACGUAUAAUCAAUGCUGCACUCAACGAAGAACUCUUUUUCAAAAUCGCCGGUCAUAAACUCACGGUGGUGGAAGUCGAUGCCACCUACGUUAAACCCUUCACCACCAACACGAUCGUCAUAGCACCUGGCCAAACUACCAACGCGAUCAUCACCGCCAGCAAAUCCUCCGGCAAGUUCAUGAUGGCAGCCUCUCCAUUCAUGGACUCACCGAUCGCUGUAGACAACAAAACCGCCACCGCCACCCUCCACUACACCGGAACCCUAAGCACCACCUCCACCACCCUAACCAUCCCACCACCACAAAACUCCACUGCCACCGCCAACAACUUCAUCGAUUCACUCCGUAGCUUGAACUCUAAAAAGUUUCCUGCCAAUGUACCAUUGAAAAUCGAUCACUCGUUGUAUUUCACAGUCGGGCUUGGGAUCAACGCGUGCCCGACUUGUAAAGCGGGCAAUGGGUCUCGGGUUGUGGCGAGUAUUAAUAAUGUUACAUUUGUUAUGCCCACUACUGCUCUUCUACAAGCACAUUACUUUAACAAAAAGGGGGUUUUCACUACUGAUUUCCCGGGUAACCCGCCCGUUUCUUUCAAUUAUACCGGAGCCCCGCCCGCAAAUUUGGCUACAAGUAGCGGCACUAAGGUUUAUAGGCUAAAAUACAACUCUACGGUGCAAUUGGUGUUACAAGAUACAAGUAUUAUUUCUCCGGAAAACCACCCGGUUCAUUUGCAUGGGUUUAAUUUCUUUGCUGUAGGUAAGGGUUUGGGCAAUUAUAACCCCAAAGUGGAUCCGAAGAACUUUAAUUUGGUUGACCCGGUGGAAAGGAACACUAUUGGUGUGCCAUCGGGUGGAUGGGUAGCUAUUCGAUUCAGAGCGGAUAAUCCUGGUGUUUGGUUUAUGCAUUGCCACUUAGAAGUGCAUACAACUUGGGGGCUAAAAAUGGCAUUUUUAGUCGACAAUGGGUCCGGGCCAAAUGAGUCGAUAUUGCCACCUCCGAAGGAUCUUCCAAAGUGUUAGAGAAGAGAAUAAAGAAAUAAGUAUGAUUUGAGUAUUUAGAAUAUAUAUUUGUUUCUUGAGCAAAUAAAUGGUUUGUUCAAGUAAAUUUACAAUAAAAAUUCAUGUAUUUUUGUUACAAUAUAUUUUAUUAAAUGAAAUUAUGUGGGUUAUAAAUA